Molecule: messenger RNA, 1374 nt
Organism: Phyllotreta striolata
Lineage: Eukaryota; Metazoa; Arthropoda; Insecta; Coleoptera; Chrysomelidae
Source: the annotation of a GenBank genome assembly
AGGUGAGAUUUUUGUGUUUAUAAUGCGCUAUUUCGCGAUGGAUCCGAUUCGCGGCGCGUUUGGAGCCUGGAGUGGACAAAGCGAGGCGGAUUUUUGAAAAAAGUGUUAACAAAUCGCCUCCAGGAUGUCCCAGUGUAGGAUAGUUCUGGACACGCCCGGUGUUUUGGGUGCUGGUAGUACUUUAUACGGGAAAAUAUUGUGCACUUUUACAGCAGACACGAUAAUUAGAGAGAUAAGAUGCAGGAUUAGAGGAAAAGAGAAUACUAGUAUUAGACAGGGGAAACACACCUACGUAGGUCGAAACACGUUUCUUAAUUUAACACAAACUCUGGUGGGUGAAGGUACUGUACCAAUAGGUCGAUACGAAUUUAGGUUUUCCUUCACAUUGCCAACGGACAUACCCAGCUCAUUUUCCGGAAAAUACGGCUCGAUCUACUACUAUAUCAAAGCGACUGUCGAUGUACCAUUAAUGUUCAACUACAAAGAUAAAAUUUGUCUUCGGGUAAUGGUUCCUGUUAAUUUCAAUUCAAUGCGAGAAGAAUUGCAGUUAACUCCUGUAGUAUACGAAAACGAAAAAACCCUGUGCUGUUGGUGCUGCGCCAGCGAGCCCAUAACUCUGAGCCUAUUCGUGGAAAAAGAAGCUUUCACUCUAGGCGAAAUCGCCAACAUCCUAGUCGAAAUAGUCAACAUGUCGAACACAAACGUCGAGGAAUUCGAACUGUCGCUAGUACGAGUGACUGAGUACUUAUCAGAGAAAAACGGAACGAACCACGUAACGAUAAAAGAGCGAGUGGCCGUGGAAAAGGCGACUGGGGUAGGAGCGCACGGUCGCAGGAUCUACAGGAUAGAUUUCCAGAUACCGCAGACCAUCGACUUGUACAACUUCGCCAAUUGCUACCUGAUCAAGCAGCAAUUCAUGCUAAUGGCGGAGGCGGCGCUGCCGGGGGUGCACCAGAAUUUCUCGGUGUUUGCCAGUAUUAUGUUAGGGCACAUUCCGUUGCUCGAAACGCACGGUUUCCAGCAGGCCCGUUCGGGAAUCGAAGUUUUUGGAAGAAACUUGCAAGAAUCGGAAUCGCCUCCCAGAUAUAGCUCGCUUAAUCUAUACGAUAUAGAAGAAAAUGAUACUCUUGCGGAUAGUACUAUAAGCGAUAUUGAGAAUUCGUGAAGUAUCUAAUAGUUGAUUUCGCCUCGAAUGUCUUGCGAUUUUCCCAAUUUCUUGUUAUAAUUCUAGUGAUAUUGGACGAAUUAAUUGUACCUUAAAAUUGCCUUCGAAAUAUCUUCAACCAUGUAUUCCAAAAUGUAUCUACUUUUCAAAUGUUACGAAUUAAAUUUUUAAUAGAAAAUCCAUCGAAUGGAUAUUUCACUGUGAAUUUA